Penicillium angulare is the source of this 279-nucleotide messenger RNA. RefSeq lists its product as uncharacterized. The transcript has a single exon. The coding region runs from base 1 to 279 and encodes 92 amino acids. The record is from RefSeq and is a predicted model, not a curated record. Lineage: Eukaryota; Fungi; Ascomycota; Eurotiomycetes; Eurotiales; Aspergillaceae.
AUGGUCGCCAGAAUCUCCUACAGUUCCCGUCAUACCGCACGGCCCCUCCAGCCAGUUCCGCCUGGGAAGAAGCCUUCCGACCACUCUCGCAUUAAGAUAAAGUUGCGUUUCAGCGAAAGAAUUGGACGCCGAGUAGCAAAGCAAAGCAUUCCCUGCCCUCAAAAGACAGAGACACAUCGCCGCCGUCGGCAUUUGCUCAGCCGUAAUGCCGCUGACUGCGAGGCGACUCGAGUCGAUUGGAUGCUCCGACUUCGCCCGAUGCCACACCGAGUGUGCUAG